UUUCUUUCUCCUGUAGAUGAUAAACUAGUUUGCCGUACUGCAGUCAAACUUCUGACUUGCAAAGCUAGCUGAAUGGUCAAGUGAAAGUUGUUUGAGGAUUGUUGCAAACCAAGGACUCAUUUUAUGAUACUGAAAUGGUGGUACACCAGUCACCAGACCCGCUCGGUGUCCAGCAGACCUCACUACCCGUUGCCCAACAGCAGCCAGGAGAGACGCUCUGUCCUUGCCAUUGCAGAGCCCCCCCGUUUCCACUCCCAAGCCAAGGGCAAGAAUGUCCAUCUGGAUGCCCACUCCCGCAAGGCCACCCGGAGGAACAGCUUCUGCAACGGCGUCACUUUCACCCACCGACCCAUCCACCUUUAUGAGAAGGUGCGGCUCAAGUUGGUGUCCGUGCACCAUGGGUGGAGCGGAGCACUGCGCUUUGGUUUCACCACCCAUGACCCAUCGCACAUGAGCUCUGAUGACAUACCAAAGUAUGCCUGCCCUGACUUGGUGACUCGUCCUGGCUACUGGGCUAAAGCUUUGCCAGAGAGGUUCGCGCUGAGGGACAAUAUUCUGGCUUUCUGGGUCGACCGCCAUGGGAGAGUCUUCUAUAGUAUUAACGAUGAGGAGCCAGUAUUGUUUCACUGCGGCGUUAAGGUCCCUGGGCCUCUCUGGGCACUGAUAGAUGUCUAUGGAAUUACUCAUGAAGUGCAAAUACUAGAUAGCAUGUUUGCAGAGACCAUGACCUCCACCCACUUCAGUAGUGCACGACUGAGCUCUUGCCUUCCUCAAAGCAGUCAUGAUUCCGCCAACUUCAAUAACAAUGAACUGGAGAACAAUCAGGUGGUGGCCAAAAUUGCUAACCUAAAUUUGAGUCGGGUGCCGGGACUGUCGGUGGAUAACCACAUAAUCCCCUGUUGCCCAAACAGACGGCAGCGUACCCCGGGUGUGCCUGCCUUCCUGGAUACAGAUCUGCAUUUCCACCUCACCCGCGGGCCUGAUAUUACCUUUUCUCAAGACCGCAUGGUGGCAUGUACCAAUUGGCAAGAAAGCAAUAGAACUUUGAUGUUUUCUGACCGACCUUUGCACAUUGGAGAAAGCCUCUUUGUGGAAAUAGGACACCUAGGGCUGCCGUAUCAUGGGGCCCUUUCAUUUGGCAUCACUUCUUGUGAUCCAGGUACUUUACGGACAAAUGAGCUCCCAGCGGAUCCAGACUAUCUCUUGGACCGCAAGGAAUACUGGGUGGUUUACCGAGCAUUCCCAGCCCUCAGCAAUGGUGAUAUCCUCACCUUUGUAGUCUUGCCAAGCGGAGAAGUGCACCAUGGAAUGAAUGGAGUCAGCCGAGGGAUGCUUAUGUGCGUGGACACCUCUCAGUCUCUCUGGGUAUUUUUCACAAUCCAUGGUGUAAUCAACCAGCUCAAAAUAUUAGGCACUGUCCAAUCCAGUCCUGGAACAGUCUCUCCCUCAGGAUCCCCUGGCGGCUCACAGUAUGACAGUGACUCAGAUAUGGCCUUCAGUGUGAACAGGUCCUCGUCAGCUUCGGAGUCAUCACUAGUGACUGCUCCGAGUUCCCCACUGAGUCCCCCCGUCUCUCCCGUCUUCCCUCCUCCAGAGCCCUUGUGCAGCAAGAAUGGGGAGUGCACUGUCUGCUUUGACAGUGAAGUGGACACUGUGAUCUACACCUGCGGACACAUGUGCCUGUGCAACACCUGUGGUCUUAGGCUGAAGAAGCAACUCAAUGCGUGCUGCCCCAUCUGCCGACGAGUCAUCAAGGAUGUUAUUAAAAUAUACCGCCCUUGACCCCGCCCUCCCUCUGGGCAUGGGAGGAAAGAACUCUGCUAGCAGUAACCCUGCCUUUCCGUCCCUGCUUUUGGGUUACCAUGCUGGUUGGUAGUUACCAAGUGGCUCGUUGUCUGUGUUUUCAUAUUUGACUGGUAGAAUAAAUCAGGGAUAAAACUGAACUGAGGAGCUCUCUGGUCUGAAUGGGGCCUGACCCUGACGCUUCCAAGUAGGCGGGGCUUCAAAAAGAUGCUGCCCUAUGAACCAGCCAGCAAAUCGCUGUUGUGGGCCCAUUCACACUGCAAAAGAGAAAUGUAUUGC
This is a messenger RNA of Pelodiscus sinensis (Chinese soft-shelled turtle), 2082 nucleotides long. The record is from RefSeq and is a predicted model, not a curated record. Lineage: Eukaryota; Metazoa; Chordata; Testudines; Trionychidae.